AUGCCUGCAAUCCACCAGUUGGCCCAGGCUGCCCAAAACAGUCCCCUCCGAUUCCUGGCAACACGAAACGGCAGCAAGGACGGCGACGGCGACGACGACAACAGCGGUCUGUCGGGAGUCGCCAUAGCUGCCAUCAUUGUCUGUGUGGUUGUCUUCAUCACCGUUCUCGGGUGUUGCUACUGCUGCUGCUGCAGGCGGCGCAGACGCAAGGGAAACAGCAGCAGCAGCAGCGACAGCGACGACGACAAAGACGAAGGCUCCGGCGGCGGCGGCGGCAACAAGUUCGUCUACGACCCGACGAAGUACAUCAAGAAGGCCAUCAAAAAAGCUUUGAAGAAGAUCAAGAAGAUGGUGUCGAAGAAGAACAAGAAGAACAAGGAAAAGAAGGCCGCCGGCACCGCCGUCCACCUCGAACAGACCGGCCCUUACGGCCAGGGCACCCAUCCCGGAUACGGCCAGAACGAGUGCGAGAUGGGGUACAACGGGGGAUACGACAGACUCGACGGGGAGAACGAAGAGCGGGUGGCGUUGGCGUCGUCACCUUACGGAGCGAGGAACGAGCACUAG
Colletotrichum higginsianum IMI 349063 is the source of this 567-nucleotide messenger RNA. RefSeq lists its product as uncharacterized. The transcript has a single exon. The record is from RefSeq and is a predicted model, not a curated record. Lineage: Eukaryota; Fungi; Ascomycota; Sordariomycetes; Glomerellales; Glomerellaceae. Bases 1 to 567 code for a protein of 188 amino acids.